ACACGUGUCGGGCGGCCGAUGAGACCACACGAGGCCACCUACCGCGCCGCCGCAUCGGAUCCCAGCACCCCCUCCCCAUCCCGACCCCGCUCAUCCGCUUGGCUCCAAACCCUAGCUCCGAUUCCUGCAAACCAAGAGAUUUUCCAAAAUUCGUACGAAAUUUCCUACCAAAUCACUCGCCGGUGCUUCCCAAGGGUGGUGAUGCCAUGAUGCACAUGCUGGUGGCCUCGGAUGGAGGCGGAGGGGAGAUGCACCCGUACGCCGCCGUGCCGGCGGAGCAGGAGCUGGAGCUCCACCGCGACAACGCCGCCGACGACAGCCUCGACGGCCACGUCCGGUGCCUGCGAUGCGGUAUAUCGGGUAAUGCGACACCCCAUAUGCGACGUGGCCCUGAUGGCCCGAGAACUCUUUGCAACGCUUGUGGCAUCGCUUACAGGAAGGGUAAAAUGAGAAGAAUGAUAGAAGCUGAACCACCUAUAGAUGAGGCUUCACUUGCUAAGCUUGUUCCUGAGGUGGACAUGGAAUUUGAGAGUGAGGAAAAAGCAUAUGAAUUCUACAAUAAAUAUGCUGGGCAUGUUGGCUUUAGUGUUCGAAAAAGCACGUCACAUAAAUCUUCUGAAAAUAUUACCAAAGUAAGGACUUUUGUAUGCUCAAGAGAGGGUUACAACAGGGAUAAAAAAUCGUUGGAGGCAAAGAAACCAAGGUUGGAUACAAGAAUUGGCUGUCCAGCACGGCUGAUUAUUAAAGUCACACCAGAGUGUAAAUACAGGGUCACUGAUUUUAAAGCAGAGCACAAUCAUCAGCUGGCCCCUCCUUCGACGAUGCAUAUGUUAAGGUCACAAAGGAUAUUAACAGAACUUCAGUCUGGGGAAGCAGAACUGUCAGAUGAUUCCGUAGUGACACCAACCACAAAAGCAACUGGUGAUCUUGUUGUGAGACAAGUUGGUUUCCUUCGAAGUAUUUCUCUCCUCCCAGCAGAUUACAAGAAUUAUCUUCGGUCAAAGCGCACGAAGGCAAUGCAACCUGGUGAUGGUGGAGCCAUAUUAAAAUAUUUGCAGACCAUGCAAAUGGAUAACCCCUCGUUCUUUUAUACCAUGCAGAUUGAUGAGGAUGACAAACUAACCAACUUCUUUUGGGCAGACCCAAAAUCUAGAGAGGACUUCACCUACUUCAAUGAUGUACUAUGUGUAGACACAACUUACAAGAUAAAUGGAUAUGGCAGGCCAUUGGCAUUAUUCCUUGGUGUGAAUCAUCACAGACAAACAAUUAUCUUUGGUGCAGCUAUGCUUUAUGAUGAAUCAUUUGAGUCAUAUAAGUGGCUGUUUGAGAGUUUUAAGAUAGCAAUGCAUGGAAAAGAACCAGCGGUAGCUUUAAUAGAUCAAUCGAUUCAGUUGAGUAGUGCAAUGGCAGCUGCCUGGCCAAAUACUGCUCAACGAGUUUGUGCUUGGCAUAUAUAUCAGAAUUCUGUUAAGCACCUGAAUCAAGUUUUCCAAGGCUCAAAGACAUUUGCAAAGGAUUUUAGCAAAUGUGUCUUUGGCUAUGAGGAAGAGGAAGAAUUCGUGUUUGCUUGGAGAAGUAUGCUAGAAAAGUAUGAUCUUAGACAUAAUGAGUGGCUGUCUAAACUGUUUGAAGAAAGGGAAAGAUGGGCAUUGGCAUAUGAUAGGCAUAUAUUUUGUGCUGACAUAAUAAGUUCCCUUCAAGCUGAGAGUUUUAGUAGCAUUUUGAAGAAAUUCUUGAGCCCUCAACUGGAUCUGCUAUCCUUCUUCAAACACUAUGAAAGAGCAGUAGAUGAGCAUCGCUACGCUGAGCUCCAAGCUGACUUCCAAGCUAGUCAAAGUUAUCCAAGAAUACCCCCAGCCAAGAUGUUAAAGCAAACUUCCCAUACGUACACACCAGUGGUGUUUGAGAUCUUUCGUAAAGAGUUUGAACUGUUUAUGGACUCUGUGUUAUUCACUUGUGGAGAGGCCGGAACAACUUCUGACUACAAAGUUGCUCCUUCUGAAAAGCCCAAGGAACACUUUGUUAGAUUCAACUCAAGUGAUAACUCUUGUAUGUGCACUUGUAAGAAGUUUGAGUUUAUGGGUAUUUCAUGUUGUCACAUGUUGAAGGUGCUUGAUUACAGAAAUAUCAAGGAGUUGCCUCAAAUAUAUCUGUUGAAGCGAUGGAGAAGGACUGCCAAGUCUACAGAUGAAGACAGCCAAGGCCAUGCAGCAAACGAUAACAGGUCAUCAUUAAAUGUCUCUGUACCUUCUGCAAAUCACCAUGGGCUCCAAAGCAUCAAUGCAAGGAUUCAAGACACAUCGCUUUCCAAUAUGCAUGAGAACCCAUUUCAUAGAAGCUCCUAAUGAAAGUAUAACAACAUGAUUUAAUAUUCUUCAUGUAGUAAAAUGCAUCUGCGGUGCUUCAACUUGCAUGAUGCGCUCACUUUAGUCUCCUACUCUGAAAAUGUACAAUUGACUCCUGCGCUUGCUAAAGGGAUUCACCGGAGGUCCAAAUUGUGUUGGGCUAGUGUUGACUGCAUACUCCCUCCCUUCCGGUUUAGAGGGCUCAAAUCUGAAAUCUCAUCAACCAAGGUGGAUGGUUUGAGUGGAGGAAUGUAUCUCGUACUUUACAAAACUCAAGCUUUAAUCUACAUUAACUACGGUGCAUGCGUCUA
Messenger RNA from Triticum aestivum (bread wheat), 2656 nucleotides. RefSeq names its product protein FAR1-RELATED SEQUENCE 5. Gene Ontology annotation, biological process: regulation of DNA-templated transcription. The transcript has 5 exons. Lineage: Eukaryota; Viridiplantae; Streptophyta; Magnoliopsida; Poales; Poaceae. Gene Ontology annotation, molecular function: sequence-specific DNA binding; zinc ion binding. The coding region runs from base 207 to 2345 and encodes 712 amino acids. The record is from RefSeq and is a predicted model, not a curated record.